Caenorhabditis sp. 36 PRJEB53466 is the source of this 1073-nucleotide messenger RNA. NCBI's taxonomy places the organism in Eukaryota, Metazoa, Nematoda, Chromadorea, Rhabditida, Rhabditidae. The record is from the annotation of a GenBank genome assembly.
AUGUUAACUAAAAACACGAGCAGGUUUGUGGAGGAUGAUCUGUUCGCCGUGAUCAUCGACGAGAACGGAAACGAGAGCGAGUCGGAAGAGGAGUUGUCGGACAGUGAAGAGAACCAGAACAACAAGGAUCCGCAGAAUUUGCUGAGAAAGAUGAAGAUGGAAGUGACGACGCAUCCCGGAAAAGGUUGAAUUGCCCAUCGGCAUUGCGUGAAAUGAGGUGUUUGGUUGCAGGAGGGCAGGAAGUUCCGGUCUACAGCAACGACGACGAACAUCCGUUGGACGGUCCCCACACGAUCCUUCAUGCCGUUCAGUGUCCCAAAAAGUUCAUCGCAAUGGUAAACAAAACUUUAAUUCUCUCUUUCCAUGGUAUUUCUGCAGGUGGCUCCGUCGGAAGUGGCCGACACUUCGUGCUUUGUCUGUGAUUCCAACCUGGUCACCAUCCAAAUGAUCGAAGAGGACGCGGAUCACAUUCAUUGGAAGCAGACGAUGUCGACCACUCAUUACUACGCAACGGACAACUGGAAGGACGACUUCUACCGAGUCACUCCCCUUAUGUGUAGAGGAGUUCUUCGCGGAGCUUAUAAAGUGGGAAGGGACAGAAGCGGAAAGAUUCAGAGGGUGGACAUCAUCAGGGUAAGCGCGAGAAUCGACCCGAUCUUCUGAAGACGCCCUUCUUUUUCAGGUGUACCGGGUGACUCGUCACUUCAGUUGCUGGAAGUCGGUUCCCGUUUUUCACAGAGUCAUUUCUCUCGUCGAAGCAGCUUUGCCUUAUAAACAGAUGACGACAAAGCAGAAACAACUUCUGAAGGCGAAUGGGAAUAAACUGAUCAAUCGGCUCUUCUUACAGUACUAUUGGAGGUGUCAACAAAGUGUACGAAGACCGUAAAACGUGGUCUAUUUCAUAUAAAGACUAAUUUCAGUUUGUGAAACGUGAACAAGUUUUGAGCGAAUAUGCCGAAUCGUCAAAACGAACACGUGCCAAGAAGUCGUGGAUUCGCGUCGUCAAAAACGUCGCACGACUUCGAGCAGCCACAAGUAUUCUGGCUGCUGCUCAAAAAAACAAUACAUUGUGA